Molecule: messenger RNA, 3837 nt
Organism: Colletotrichum higginsianum IMI 349063
Lineage: Eukaryota; Fungi; Ascomycota; Sordariomycetes; Glomerellales; Glomerellaceae
Product: Amino acid permease
Exons: 4
Coding region: 1-3837 (1278 amino acids)
Biological process (GO): cell volume homeostasis; chloride ion homeostasis; chloride transmembrane transport
Cellular component (GO): membrane
Molecular function (GO): potassium:chloride symporter activity
Source: RefSeq, a predicted model, not a curated record
AUGGGCGGCGACGACAGACGAGCAAGUCUCUCCAGCAUGGAGCAGACCGGCAAGAAAUCCAAGCUAGGAGCUGUCUCGGGCGUUUACAUACCCGUCUGCCUCAACAUAUUCAGCAUUCUCAUGUUUCUCCGUUUCGGCUGGAUCCUCGGCCAAGUCGGGCUCCUGGGCAUGCUUGGACUGCUGGUCACGGCCUACCUUGUGGACUUUUUGACGACACUCUCGUUGUCUGCUAUAGCUUCAAACGGCGAGGUCAAGGGCGGGGGCGCCUACUAUGUCAUCUCGAGGUCUCUCGGCCCCGAGUUUGGCGGUUCCAUUGGCGUGCUGUUCUAUCUCGCCCAGGUUCUCAAUACUGCCCUCAACGUCGUCGGUCUGAUUGACUGCAUCAAAUUGAAUGUUGGAGAGUCCUUCCCUCAGGGAUACUGGACCGUCUAUCUUCUCCAGACCUUGGCCUUGCUGCUCUGCGCCGGAUUGUGCCUCGCGGGGAGUGGCACAUUUGCCAAGGCCAGCAAUGCGCUGCUUGUCAUACUCACGCUUGCCAUCGUUAGCAUCCCCAUAUCUGCCGCUUUCAAGUCUCCAUUCCACGAUAGUGAGCUCGGCGUGCGCUUCACCGGGUUCAGUGUCGAAACGUUAGUCGACAACUUUGCCCCUCACACAAGAAGCGAGUCGUAUAAGGGGUUCGAAACUUUCCGAGAGGUUUUCGCCAUCUUGUUUCCCGCAACGUCAGGAAUCUUUGCAGGCGCUUCGAUGUCGGGAGACUUGCAUAACCCCAGCAAAGAUAUCCCGAAAGGGACUCUCUGGGCAAUGAUGACCACCUUCAUUGCGUACCUUGUUGUAGUCUUCUCCAUGGCUGCCACCACGACGCAUGCCUCGUUUCUGAACAACACAAACAUCAUUUCGGUCACAAGCUUGUCAAUGCCGCUGAUUCUUGCCGGGGAGUGCGCCGUCACUUUUUUCUCUGCCGUCAUGGGACUGAUAGGGGCGGCCAAACUUAUGCAAGCACUGGCGAGGGACAAGCUGCUCCCGGGCUUGCUGCCCUUUUCCCGGGGCACAAAGAGGGCCGAUGAACCAGUCCAAGCAAUUCUCCUGACCUAUGCACUUGCUCAAGUUGCCAUGUUCGCAAAUUUGAACCAAAUUGCAACUCUCAUUUCCAUGGGUUACCAGAUGACAUUCUUUGUCAUGAAUCUGGCCUGCUUUCUACUCAAGAUAGGCUCGGCCCCUAAUUUCAGGCCAGCUUUCAAAUUUUUUAGUUGGGAGACAGCCUUCGCUGGGAGUAUCAUGUCUGCGGCGGCCAUGUUCUUCAUCGACCAGACAUACGCGGCUACCGCAGUUUGCCUGCUCGUCUCCCUCUUCUGCCUGAUUCACUACCUCAGCCCGCCCAAGCGCUGGGGUGACGUAUCGCAGAAUCUGAUAUAUCAUCAAGUGAGGAAGUACCUCUUGCGAUUACGACCCGAGCACAUCAAGUUUUGGAGACCACAGAUCAUCCUACUCAUCAACAACCCGAGAAGUCAAACCCGACUGAUUCAGUUUUGCAAUUCGGUCAAAAAGGGGGGUCUGUACAUACUCGGCCAUGUCAUUGUGACGGACGACUUUAACAGCGGCGUUCACGAAGCAAGGCUCCAGCAGGCGGCGUGGACCAAGUACAUCUCGGAAUUCUCCCGGAUCAAGGCGUUCGUGCAAUUAACAAUGUCCCCAACCAUCACCUGGGGCAUCCGGAACCUGAUUUUGUCAGCCGGACUGGGCGGUAUGCGGCCAAACAUUGCCGUCAUGGGAUUCUACAACAUGGAUGAGCUUCGAAGCUCGCGUCCAUCGGUUCAGGUCCCCAAGCCUCCCAGCCCAACCGUUCCCAACGUCCAUCGCCCACCAAAAACCAAGGAAAGGCCUGUACGAAGGAGGCGAGGCGACACAUCGGCGCGUCUGAUGGAUGGGUUCCUUCCUACGGAUGUCAUCAAGACCGAGGGCAUGAUGAGUGUGACCAGCUACAUGACCAUGCUGGAAGACCUGGCUUUGAGGUAUAAGCUCAAUGUCGCUAUCGGAAAGGGUUUUGAAGAACUGGAGACCCCGCGGAAGGACAAUGCCAACAUCAAAAGACAUAUUGAUCUCUGGCCGAUCCAAAUGUCGGCCGAGGUCUUGUCCGAUGGUAAAAGUGUUCUCACAACUAAUUUCGAUACAUAUACUCUGAUUCUCCAGCUCGGCUACAUCCUCUACAGUGUUCCCACAUGGCACAAAGUCUACAACGUCCGCGUUAUGGUGUUCGUGGAAUACGAAAGCGAGGUCGAGGAGGAGAGAGCGCGCGUCAAGGCAUUGCUUGACAAGCUACGAAUAGAGGCCGAGGUCAUCGUCUUCUGGCUGGCUUCCGGAAAUCUGAACACCUACGAGCUGAUUAUCAACGGGCAGUCCAAUGAUAUCGAGUCCCAAAUCAUGGUUCACGACAUACUCAAAGAAGAAGAGUGGUGGGAUGACCUUCAGAAAUUCCGAGGUCGAGAGCCAAACCUGGACUCGACAGAGGAGCUCACGUCUUUCGCAAACAUCAUUGAGUCCACGGCUGGACGUCCUGGUGUUUUCAACCCCCAUGUGCCAUUGGAGGAUAUCGAAUCUGGACGGCGUCCAAGUCUGGUGCACUUUGGAGAGAUCCCUAGAAAGCCGACAGUAUCCAACCUUUCUCGACUGGGCGUCAGUGUUGGUAUCCACACGUCUCACUUGGGAGAUGAGAUCUUUGAAGAAGAGUCCAACUCGGACGGCGAAAUCAGCGAACAGGAACAGCAGCCGUCCUGUCUGGAUUCCGACUCCGAAUUCGAAAACGGCGACGGUGAGUACAGCGACGACGAGAUGCCCGAAUUCGAAGCUCCACGGCGUCCGUUGUUAGCCGGACAGGGACGGGGGCGAGGGCGAGGGCGAAGCCAGAGCGACGACUUGCUCAUGGGCUCUGCCAAACAACGACGUGGUGUGUCGAGCAAGAGCGCCGCGCCGGCGACGGACUACGGGACCAUGGUCUCGCAGGCCAGGGCCGAAGGACAGUCGGGAACAAGCCACAUUGGACCUGUCGACAACAUUUCGGCGCCUCCUACCCCGCUUGAACGACCCGUGUUGGAUCGCAACAUCACUGCCCGCUCUCUGGGCGGGUUCCGGUCGGCAGGUGUAAAAACAUACUAUGAUGUGACGCCGGGAAGCGCAUCUGGAUACGCAACCCCCGCAAGACCGACACUGUCUCGGCAAUCGUCCGCGGUGCGCUUCUCGAGUCGGCCGGUGCCGGAAACGAGGACAGAUGUCGAAGGGACAUCAGGACCAACCAUCAUGUUCGCGGACACCACAGAAGAAGAGACACCGAGAGCGGAACAACCCGCCUUCUCGAGGCAGACCUCUUCAGGACGGGUCCCCAGCCGCCCCGUGCCCGAGAUGAAGGUUACGGCGGCUGACGAGCCCAGCUACCCGACCAGUACGUUUCCGGAACCUUCGUGCAGAUCGCGCAAAGCUUCCGUCGCAUCAACAACCGAUCCUGGCUACGUCCACAUGAACAUGGCGGAGCUUGUGGGACGCUAUCGAUUAGACUCGAGAGUCGACGGGUCCGGAGAGGGUUCGCCUUACUCAACCCAAGGCAUUGCACUCUCGUUCAACGAUCUGCCGUCUCGGGCCCAGCACGUCAUCCUCAACGAGCUCAUGCGGCAGAACAGCAAGGACACGGCCGUGUUGUUCACCACCCUGCCCGUGCCCACCGAGGGAACCUGCCAUGACGAGCAAGCAAGCGUGCAGUAUCUGUCGGAUAUCGAGGUUCUGUGCCACGAGCUCCCUCCCGUCAUGCUGGUACUGAGUAAUAACAUGACUGUCACGGUUGGGCUCUGA